GCUAGCGCAACACUAGUUGUGAUGUUAGCCUGUUUUCUUGGACACUCCUAGCGCUUAUCCCGCUGCCCUGGUAGUUGCCUCAAGGCGCCCCUCAGGAAAACCAUGGCCGAGCAGGCCUCGGGACCCCCUCGGUCGUCCCAACAUGACGAGGAGCUGCAGCAGCGAGUGGCCGCUCUGGAGCAGGAGAGGACCGAGUUCAUCAAACUCAAGCAGCAGCUGGAGGCCGAGUUCAACCAGAAGCGAGCCAAGUUCAAGGAGCUCUACAUGUCCAAGGAAGAGGAGCUGAAGAGGCAGAACGUGGAGCUGGAGGGCGCCCAGGUGGAGCUGCGCUCCGUCCUGGACCAGCUGUCUCAUGCCCGGAGCGAGAUGGAGACCAUCAAGACGGUCGCCACCUUGUCGGAGAACACCAAGCAGGAAGCCAUCGACCAGGUCCGCGGCCAGUGGCAGGAGGAGGUGGCUUCGCUGCAGGCCAUCAUGAAAGAAACCGUGUGCGAGUACGAGGUCCAAUUCCACCAGCGCCUGGAGCAGGAGCGAGCCCAGUGGAACCAGUACCGGGAGGCAAUGGAGAGAGAACAGGGCGAGCUGAGACGCCGUCUCACCGAGGGCCAGGAGGACAACCUGGAGGACGCCAUGAAAAAAGCGCAGGAGGAUGCGGAGAAGCUGCGUUCGGUGGUGAUGCCCAUGGAGCACGAGAUCGCGGCGCUGAAAGCCAGACUGACGACGGCCGAGGACCGCGUGAGGGAGCUGGAGGCCUCCAAGGUGAAGGAGCUCAAUCACGUCCUGGAGGCUGAGAAGUCGUGUCGCACGGACCUGGAGAUGUACGUCGCUGUGUUGAACACUCAGAAGUCCGUCCUGCAGGAGGACGCAGAGAAACUACGGAAGGAGCUCCACGAGGUGUGCCACAAGCUGGAGCUGGAGCGGCAGCAGCACAACCAGCUGAAGCACACGUGGCAGAGGGCCAACGACCAGUUCCUGGAGUCCCAGCGUCUCCUCAUGAGGGACAUGCAGCGGAUAGAGAACGUGCUGUCCUCAGAGCAGCUCCGCCAGGUGGAGGAGAUGAAGAGGAAAGACCAGGAGGACGACGAGAAGGACCGGCUGAUCCAAGUGAAGGAGCUGCAGCAAGAGGAGGGAGACAACACGGAGCCCCUGGAGGACUCGUUCCAGGGGCUGAGCGUGGAGGAGCCUCACAGCGGCCACGGCUCCAUGCACUCCUUGGACACCGACGUGGUGGCGGGCGCCGACCCCUACGUGGACAACCUGCGGCGGGUCCAGUCCACCGACAGCCUGGGCUCCUCGCUCUCCGUCCAGCAGGGCCUCGGCGGCCACAACCACAGGGCCAAGUCGGCCGGACACCUCGACGAGUCCGACUUCGGGCCCCUGGUGGGGGCCGACUGCGGCGCCGCGGCGGACGCCAGCUUCGGCGAAACCUCGUCCAUCGGCUCCAUCAAGCUGACGGCGAGCCACUUCCUGCUGACCAAGGACCAGGAGAAGGCCAUCAAGGCCAUGACGCCCGAGCAGGAGGAGACGGCGUCGCUGCUGUCCAGCAUCUCCCACGCGGCCGACACCGCCUUCCUGCCGCCGGGGGGCUACCGGCUCGUCAGCGACAGCGAGUGGAACCUCCUGCAGCAAGAGGUGAAAAACGCCGGCAGGAAGCUGGGCCGGCGGUGCGACAUGUGCUCCAACUACGAGAAGCAGCUGCAGGCCAUCCAGGGACAAGAGGCCGAGACGCGGGAUCAGGUGAAGAAGCUGCAGGUGAUGCUCCGUCAGGCCAACGAUCAGCUGGAGAGGACGAUGACGGAGAAACAGAAUCUGGAGGAUUCGAUGAAAGCGGGAAACGAAGAAACAGCCGCCAAGGUGUCCGUCUUCAUGCAGAGAGUCCAGGAGUCGGAGAUGCUGCUCAGCACACUGCAGCAGGCCUUUAGUGAAGCAAAGAGGAACACGCAGCAGCAGAUGGUGGUGCUGGUGAAGUCGAGGGAGCAGGUGGCGGACGAGCUGAGCCGCCUGCAGAGGGACAACGAGAGCCUGCAGGGGAAGCACCGACUGCACGAGGAGCUGCAGCAGCAGGAGGGCUUCCACAUGCCCGACACCGUGCAGGAGCUGCAUGUUCUGGUGCUGCGGCUGCGCGAGGGCCUGGUGGCGCUGCGGACCUCCGCCGACCACAUGGAGGAGAAGCUGAAGGCGGAGAUUCUGUUCCUGAAGGAGCAGAACCAGGCGGAGCAGUGCCUGAAGGAGAACCUGGAGGAGACCCUGCAGCUGGAGAUCGAGGGCUGCAAGGAGGAGAUAGACAUCUUGGAAGCGUCUUUCUCCAGUCUGAAGACGGAGCUGGAGCGGGUGAAGGCGGAGAAGGAAAAGAUGCAGAGCGUUCUAUCGGAGAAGACCGAGACGCUGGAGAGCCUCCAGGGCCUGAGGAUCGGCCUGGAGCGCCAGCUCCGAGAGCUCGCCUCCACCAAGAGUGCACUAGAGACUCAGGCCUUUGAGGAGAAAGACAAGGCUCAGCGGCUGCAGACGGAGCUGGACGUCAGUGAGCAGGUUCAGAAGGACUUUGUCAAACUUUCUCAGACCCUUCAGGUGCAGCUGGAGCGAAUACGACAGGCGGAGUCGCUGGAUCGAAUCAAAGUCAUCCUCAAUGACACCAACUUGACGGACAUCAACCAGCUCCCGGACACAUGAUUCCACUGAGCAGCCCCCGGCCCCCCUCCCUUCUCUCAUCACUGGUCCCAAUAACAUUAUUGAUCCUCCUCCUCGUCCCUGAUACCCAAGACAGAAGAAGAGUGUGAACGGACGGACGGGGGCCCGAGGAGCCUCUUAUGUGUCCUUGAAGAGUCUUUGGAACAAUGAAGAAGAACACUACUACUAAAAAAAAAAAGAAAAUGUAAAUAACUAAAGGAGGGCGUCGCCCCGUGUCUCGUUUCUACUGUAGAUAAUCGACUGUCUGUAUUAGCUCGACCAAAAAAAACAAAAAUGAAAGGUUUGUCGUCUUCUAAAAGCACUUUUCAUCUGCAGCUUCUCCUUCCAGGUUCACAUAGACAACUACUGGAUGCGUAACUCGGUGGCCUCCUCCUUCUUUCUCACCUCUCCUGUGACUGGUCACGAUGAAGGAGAUUCGUAGGGAAAAAUAACCACUCACACGUCCCCUAACUGAGAUAGAAAUACAAAUUGAGCAAUACCCUCCAUAUCUUAAACAUCUUCCACUGUAUCUUUGCUCUGUUCUUAAUGUCAGUUAUUUUAUUUUUUAAGCUGCAGAAAUGGUGAAGAAAACCUUCAUCUCUUGUUGCUAAGUUUUAUUUUCAACCUUGAUUGUUAAAGUUGUUGGUUGUGUGAGGUACUUCUACACAGUCGGUGUAUUUUACUACAGUAGAUGACGUUUGGGAGUAUUUUAGACGCCUCAAAGAAUCAGCUUCAGUUUAAGUGCUUUAUUUAGAAUAUUUUCUCUUUUCGCUGUGUCUAAACCACUCCUGUUUCCUGUGAGGUAAAAUGACCUUUUUGUGAGGAUAACUGCUUUAGUUCAUCAUCACAGAGUCUGACAACAAGGUAAUGAGGGGAAAUAGUUCCAAAUAAUACUUGUGUGGUUUCUGCUGCAGUAAGACGCCUAUGAAGUGUCAUCAGAACCUCUCAGAACGUUAACAAGGUCUCAUUAGCACACAGGAGGAGCUGGUAGAGAAGUGUAAAUGGACAAUAAUGGAUUUUAAUAUAAACAGUGGCCCUUUUUAAUUGAUUUAUUUUUUAAGCUUCUUUAUGUAAUUCCAAAGCUCCUUGAGGUUCUUCUCUUUUUAGAUGCCAUCAAAAGAGCUCCGCAUGACGCCUCUUGGACCAGAGGUUGUCCUCGUGCCCCAGACGCCGUCAGCUGGAAGGUCGGACGCUUUAUUCAAGGCCACUUUAAAGGAGGGAAAGUUGACCUGUAGAGCUCAGGAACCCUACGAAUUGAAUCCUUUAUUUCAUCCUAAAGUGUUAAGAAAUGGGCACGGACGUCACGAAAACAUUUUUAUAACUUUACAAAACCGACAAUCGGGCAUUUGACCUUGUGACCUAUCACUUUUGAUGUGAACAACACCAAGAAUGAUUUGAAGGAACGCCUUAAAUUCUCUGACCAGAGGUCCUUUUCAACUGCAGUUUAAACACUUAAAAGAACCAAUGAAUUACUUUUCCUCCGGACACAGAUUUUAAAGAAUAAAGAUAAAGUGUAGCCUGCAUAGAUCAAAGUGUGCGGAUAUCUCUCCUGUCAGUUUAAACUCUUUGACACAGAUCCCUAUUUAAAUACAGUGCUUUAAGAAGCAGAUACAAUAAAAUAAUUUACACAUUUUUCUUUUUAGUGGAAUAAUAUUCUGCAGUUCAAGUUUUAAAACCAUUUUCCCAGCAGCCACCAGUCCUGCUCUCCUUGUCUGGGUGAAAUUUAGUGUUGAGUAAGAGGUUGAAUUGUCGCUAAAGAAUAGUCAUGGAAUGGUUAUAUGGUCUUAAAUGAAUGAGAUAAACAUGCAAUCAGCAGCUGUGUUAGGUUCAAGGACACGUCGAUCACUGUUGUUUUGGUGCAUGAUUUGCAUAUGUCUAUAGUGUAGAUAUGUUGAGUUGAUAUUUAUGAAAGGCGAUGUGUUGUGAGAGGAUGCUGCACUGACCGAAUAACUAUGUUGUUUAUGCUUUUUGGUUUUUUUGUUGCUUGUAUGAUUGAAAAACUGAUAAUUGGGGAACUUUAAAGAGGAUAUUCUUUUUGUUUCUCCCGAACGGUCUUAUUGCGUCACGGCUAUGGGUGAUUUUCUUUUUAUUUGUGACAUUAAUGUCCGUGUACCACGGUAACAUAAUUGACUCGAGGCUCAUACUGUCUGAAUAUGAAGAUUCCUGCAUCGUUAUCAUUAGAUAUUGUUAGUCAAAUCAGUUCAGGUCUGACAUUAUUGAAUUCUUUUUCUAAAGCAAAACGUAUGUUGAAUCCCAAACAUGAUCAGAGUCGAUAUUGAAAAAGACGUCUGGUAUCUGUGUUGGAGUCUGAAACCUCCCACUGUGCAUAAAUGCGAGGUCACAACAAAUAAAACACACUCACAGCUUUCAUAACAUAUUCAGUCAACAGUAAAAAUGUCCAACCGUAAAUAUAUUUAUUAAUCCGUCUGGUCUUGCAUCAUAGACCUUAGCACAUUUUUUUAAUUGUUUGUAAUAAAUUCCAAUAUUAAACAUCCGACUAACAAAGAGCAUCAUGUGGCUUGUACUUUUUUUUCAAUAAAUAGAGCACGGUUUGAGUUUUCAGA
Messenger RNA from Gasterosteus aculeatus aculeatus (three-spined stickleback), 5231 nucleotides. RefSeq names its product rabaptin, RAB GTPase binding effector protein 1 (gene rabep1). Gene Ontology annotation, cellular component: intracellular membrane-bounded organelle. The record is from RefSeq and is a predicted model, not a curated record. Gene Ontology annotation, molecular function: growth factor activity; GTPase activator activity. Gene Ontology annotation, biological process: endocytosis. NCBI's taxonomy places the organism in Eukaryota, Metazoa, Chordata, Actinopteri, Perciformes, Gasterosteidae.